GGCGGGUCUCUCUGCGGCGGCUCGUCCUCUUAUCUGAGACGGGCCGAUCGUCUCUGGGCCUCGACUCAGAGAAACACACUCAGGACUGAGAUGCAGAUGGCGGCGGCGGCGAGCGUGGCAGAGCGAGGCGUUGGGGCCGUUCUCGGGGCGGCGGUGGCAGAUGCAGCGGCUCAGCCCACGCACUGGAUCUACAAACCCGACCGACUCACCGAGGUUCUGUCUGAGCUCGAGCCCAGUCCGGAGUUCAGACCCGAGUCGGCCAAUCCGUUUUACAGGAGGAGGACGGGGGAGCAGACGUGCUACGGAGACCAGGCCUACGUCCUACUGAAGUCUCUCAGCCAACGAGGAGAUGUCGACGUAACAGACCUGACCGAGCGUUUCUACGAGUUCUUCGGUCCCGGGACAGUUUACGACCUGCCUCUGAACGACCCUUACAGGCAGAAAGGAGGUCCCAAAGCCGUCCUGCCCAUCGACGGUCCCUGGAGACACAGCAGUCUGAAGCACUUCCUGAAGAACGUGGACGCCGGCAAAGAAGAGACAGGCUCUGAGACGGACUGCCAGAUUGACGGCGUGACCAAACUGGCGCCCCUAGUGGCCAUGUUCGCGGGACGUCCUGAGAUGUUGGACAAAGUGGAGACGGCGGUGAGAGUGACCCAGAACGACGACAUGUGCGUCGCCGUGACUUUAGCCGCAGCGAGGAUUCUGGAGCACUUCAUCCUAAAUGGUCCCGAUCCAAAUGUCCUGAACGUCGUCCUGGAUCAACUGAAAGAUCCAAACAGGAAGAACCCGCAAGACCUGGACAACGCCGUCAUCGGUCAACUGAAGGAAGUGAAGGAGAAACUGUCCAAGACGACACAGGAACUGAUACCAGAAGAGUUUACAAACACAUGAGCUUUGCCCGGUGCACUCCAGGGGGCGCUCCACGGGGUCCUGACGCAGACACGGCUGGACGAGGCUGUGAGGGACACCAUGCGCCGCGGGGGGUGCACCGCCAGCCGCGCCGCCUUCAUCGGGGCCUGCUUCGGGGCUCAGACCGGACUCGAGGGAAUCCCGGAGUCUUGGAGGAAGCGAACGUUCAGAUAUCCUGAGCUGCUGGAGCUCGCCCGGAAUGUGGUCGCACGACAUCAAACGGACAAAUAAAUCUAAAACAUCACACGUCCGUAUUUACACUAGACCUGUCACAAUCAGACUUCAACAUGAGUCAUUUAUUCUGUUUAUUCUUCUUUGCUCUGAUGAGAAAUAUUUGAUUAUUUUUCUUUAACACAAUGAGAUUUGAUCUGCAGACGAUUCAAUUAUGAACUUUUAUUUAAUUUAAUACGAUUUUUUUUUUUAUAAAGCUCAUUAAAAAACUAAAAAAACAACUUAAAUUUAAGACCAAAACACGACAACACGACAAAAACAUAAACACAAACCAACUGAAUAAUUUAACUUUAACUUUUAACGACUUAUUUCAGGUUUUAUUUCUCAGUUUUUGGGGGAUAACAUUUAUAUUUGUUGAUUUAUUUUUACUUCAGUGACAUAAAGUACUUCAGAUUGUUGACUGUGACAGACCUAAUACUUUUUAAAUGUACUUCUUUGAGUACUUUUACACACAGCUGCUUUUAAAUGACAGGAUUAAAACAGAUUUAUGUUUGUUUUUUAUUUAAAUUGUAGAAGUUUAAAUCUCAGCUGCUUCACCACAAAAGCUCAGUUUGAUUUUUCUUUUUUCUUUUUUUUGUUCAGUUUGAGUCAAAACGUGAGAAAAACAGAGGAGGAAGAAGUAUUAAAGUACUGCACUGAAGUGGAGCUUUGUGGUACUUUACUUAAGUACAUUUUACAGUGUGUACUUUUACUUUUACUCGAGUACAUUUGAGAGCAGUAUCUGUACUUUCUACUCCACUACAUUUUGGAACAGGAAAAGUAAAAGUUUAAGUUUCGACUUUGAGCAAAACAAAAAUAAAUUCACAAAAUUCACAAGAAAAGUAAAGAAAUUGAUUUAUAUUUUUACUGUUGAACAAAAUUUGUCUCAUUUUUAAUCAUUUACAGUUUAACAAAUGAAAAACACUUGUGUGAAAUACUUUUACUUUUUACUCUUUAAGUACAUUUUUAAACAGGUACUUAAACCCUUUUACUUAAGUAUAUUUUUUCAUGUGAUACUUUUACUUGAGUAACUUUUUACCUCUGCAUUUGUACUUUUCCUGAAGUAACAGUGUAGUACAGUGUAGUACAGUGUAGUACUUCUUCCACCUCUGCUGAUCAAAUACCUCUGUGUAUUACUUUGAUUUUAUAAAAGUAUUUUGUACUCUGAAUAUCACCAAAUGAAAGAGUAACUGUACCAGAUUACAGUUACUCUAAAUGAGUACUCAGAGUACAAAUACUGAUGUGUUCAGUUAUUCUUUUUAUUUGCUUUUAGUAAACCUAUAAUAUUAAACUCCCAUAAUGCACUGCUCUGAUCUGAUGUUUCCUCGUCACACACAGACCUGGAGUUGUGUUUGUUUCAUUCACACAUGUUUAACACACAAACCCAACUGAAAACACUCUGUUCCACCUUGUGAUGUCAUCAUGUGGUGAUACAGGAAGUGCUCCACUGUGUUUUUAAACUCCACACACUUUUGUUCUGGAAUUUCUAAUCUCCUCUCUCUUCUCUCUCUCCCUUCCCUCUCUCCUCUCCUCUCUCGCUCUUUCUUCUUUCUCUCCUCUCUUUCCUCUCUUUCUCUUCUCUCUCUCUGCUCUCUCUUCAUUCCCCCUCUCUCUCUUCUUUCUCUCCUAUCUUUUCUCUCUCUCUUUCCCCCUUCUCUCUCCUUUCCCUCUCUCCUCUCUGUCUCAUCUUUCUCUCCUCUCUUCUCUCUCUUUCUCUUCCCUCUCUCUUUCUUUCUCUCCUCUCUCUCUGUCUCUCUUCUCUCUCCUCUCUCUUCCCCCCCCUCUCUCUCUCUUCUCUCUCUCCUCUUCUCUCACCCCCUCCCUCCCUCUCUCUCUCUCUCCUCUCUCUCUUUUUUCUCUCUCUCAUCACUUGAAAACUCCCACUUGAUGACAUCACGAGGUGUCACUUUGCACUUUGAUGUUUUCAGAUGUUACAGACGAAUAAUAAAUGAACCAAACACAUCUCCAGGUUUGUUUUUUGACGUUUUCUGAAGUGGAUUAAACCUUUUAAAAGUGAGUUUUUUGUGACAUUUGAGUUUCAGACACGGCGGAGCUUUGACCCUGGAGUUUAUGACAGUUUUGUUCUAAAGUUUUCCACUGAAUGAAACUCGAACUUAUUUUGUCCAAGUCUCAGCUCUAAAUCUGUGUCAGCAAGAAAAAUAAAAUCGUUUUUUUCUCCCUGCU
Messenger RNA from Periophthalmus magnuspinnatus, 3303 nucleotides. RefSeq names its product crystallin J1B-like. The transcript has 10 exons. The record is from RefSeq and is a predicted model, not a curated record. NCBI's taxonomy places the organism in Eukaryota, Metazoa, Chordata, Actinopteri, Gobiiformes, Gobiidae.